This is a messenger RNA of Prunus avium (sweet cherry), 498 nucleotides long. RefSeq names its product peroxidase 5-like. The record is from RefSeq and is a predicted model, not a curated record. Gene Ontology annotation, molecular function: peroxidase activity; heme binding. Lineage: Eukaryota; Viridiplantae; Streptophyta; Magnoliopsida; Rosales; Rosaceae. Gene Ontology annotation, biological process: response to oxidative stress.
AUGGACCAAGUCAAGUGGAGCUCAUAUCCUGUUGAUGCCAAAAAACCAUCUGAAGAGCAUCCAGCAAACAAUCUGAGCUUAAGAGCCUUAAAAGUGAUCGAUGAUACCAAGACUAAGAUUGAGGCUAAAUGCCCUAAAAUUGUGUCAUGUGCUGACAUCCUCGCAUUUACAGCUUGUGAUAGUGCACUCAAAGUUGUUCGGCAAGACAGAAGAGCUUCACUCCAAGAUCACCUCCCCCCACCUUCCUUCAACGCCAAGGAACUUGAGGACAGUUUCGCCCGAAACAGCCUUAGCUUGGUUGAAAUGGUCACAUUGUCCAGUCACAUUCUAUUGAUGGGUGAGCGAAGAGAAGCUUUGAAAGAGCUCAGAGAUCAGUUACAGCGGAGUGGCAGUGGAGCUUCAGCUGCUGAACGCCAAAUUUUUGGGAAAGCUCUGGUUUCAAAUCGUGGUGUCCAUGUCCAUGUUGAUCUUGGUGGUGUUCUCAAAGCGAAGAAAUAG